Stylophora pistillata is the source of this 1225-nucleotide messenger RNA. RefSeq lists its product as uncharacterized. NCBI's taxonomy places the organism in Eukaryota, Metazoa, Cnidaria, Anthozoa, Scleractinia, Pocilloporidae. The record is from RefSeq and is a predicted model, not a curated record.
UCCUCGGAAAAGCGAAGGCCUUUAUAUAGAUGUAACUAUUUUUUCUUUUCAAAGACACAAGCGUCUACCUUUUAUUUGAUACUUGCAAACAGGUUGCACCUGAUAUAAAUGGGAGUCUCUCUUGUUUAAGUUCAUUAUCUUAGGAGAGCGGGUCAACUCGAGUAUCUUCAUUUACCUUUGCGAUAAUUUGGACGAGAAUGAAAGACAUCGUUCGACUUUUUGCGACUGCCUCCUUGAUAGUUGUUGUAGCUGGCCAUGGAAGAAUGAUAGAUCCUGCCAGCAGAAACUCUGCAUGGAGAUUUUUCUCCGGCCGUCCGAGGCAGUACACAGACAACGAACUGAACUGUGGAGGUUUCAGCGUUCAAUGGAAUGAACCAAACAAUGGAAAAUGUGGCGUAUGUGGUGAUGCGUAUCACGACAAAAGCCCGAAAUAUGUCUACCCUGGAAAGUACGCUAGUGAUGUUUUUAUUACCAAGACGUACAAGGAGGGUCAAACGAUCGACGUUGUAAUUGACAUCACGUCAAACCAUCAAGGAUACUUUCGAUUCAGCCUCGGAAAACUGGUAAAACGUCCUAUCACUCAAGAACAGUUGAAAUACGUUCUGUUGCAGCCAGAUGGCUCAAAUACAUGGCAGCUUCAUUCGUCCCAAAAUGGAAAGUUCACAAUUAAGCUCGACCUUCCCAAGGGCCUGACAUGUGAUCACUGCGUGUUGCAAUGGUGGUGGACUGUGGGAAACAACUGGGGCUGUGACGAAAACAACAACUGCGGAGUGGGACUGGGGAAGAAACAAGAGACCUUUGUAAACUGUGCGGAUAUUAAGAUUGUGUCCGCAGGGGAACCGGGUGCUACAGAAGCCCCCAACACGAACGCACCAAUGACGGAGAAACCCAAUACUGAAGCACCUGCAACGAAGCCUCCCCCAACUGAAGGCCCUGGCGCCACAGCACCAUCAACUACAGCACCUCAAGGGGUCUGUAAAGCUACAGGACAAUGGACCGGCGAUGCCAAUAUGGAUGCCUGGUGUGUGAGGAACUGCGCACAAGGUUAUUGCCCUUCCACUCACUGUAUAUGUGCUUGAUAGUCUUGACAAGCAGUUUAUUUUGCGUAUAUACACUAAAUUAAAAUUCGAUAACUAAAUUGCGCCCUGCUCGAUCUGAAAUCACUUCCUGUUGCCCGGAUAGUCUUAAAAGAUUGUUACUCACUGCAGAUUAUGUCAGAAUUAAA